GCUGACGGAAAUGCCGGGCUGCUGGCAGAGCCUCAAAUCGCCAUGUUCUGUGGGAAACUCAACAUGCAUAUGAACGUGCAGAAUGGCAAGUGGGAAUCGGACCCCUCUGGCACCAAGACCUGCAUUGGGACAAAGGAAGGGAUUCUCCAGUACUGCCAGGAAGUCUACCCUGAAUUACAAAUCACCAAUGUUGUUGAAGCCAACCAGCCAGUUACGAUCCAGAACUGGUGCAAGAGGGGAUGGAAGCAAUGCAACGGCCACCCCCAUAUUGUGGUUCCCUACAGGUGUUUGGUGGGUGAGUUUGUGAGUGAUGCCCUUCUGGUACCAGACAAGUGCAAAUUCCUUCACCAGGAAAGAAUGGAUGUGUGUGAAACUCACCUGCACUGGCAUACUGUUGCUAAAGAGUCCUGUAGUGAGAAGAGCAUGAAUCUGCAUGACUAUGGCAUGCUGCUGCCUUGUGGAAUUGACAAGUUUCGUGGUGUGGAGUUCGUUUGCUGCCCAUUAGCUGAGGAAAGUGACAAUCUUGAUUCAGCUGAUGCUGAAGAUGAUGAUUCAGAUGUCUGGUGGGGAGGUGCAGAUGCAGAUUAUGCAGAUGGAAGUGAUGAUAAGGUAGUAGAAGAACAACCAGAGGAAGAUGAGGAGCUAACUGUUGUGGAAGAUGAGGAUGCUGAUGACGAUGAUGAUGAUGGUGAUGAAAUUGAGGAAGAGACAGAGGAAGAGUAUGAAGAGGCAACCGAAAGAACUACCAGUAUUGCAACCACUACCACCACAACUACAGAGUCUGUGGAAGAGGUUGUCAGAGAGGUGUGCUCUGAGCAAGCCGAGACUGGUCCCUGCCGCGCCAUGAUCUCCCGCUGGUACUUUGACGUGGCCGAAGGAAAGUGCGCGCCCUUCUUUUACGGCGGCUGUGGCGGGAACCGGAACAACUUUGACUCGGAGGAGUACUGCUUGGCGGUCUGUGGCAGCGUCAGUAAUCCAACCCUCCUACACACUAGUGCAGAGCCAGCCCCAUUUGACAUUGAUAAAUUUCCUACCACAGCUGCUAGCACUCCUGAUGCUGUUGACAAAUAUUUGGAGGCACCUGGAGAUGAGAAUGAACAUGCCCAUUUCCAGAAAGCCAAGGAAAGGCUUGAAGCUAAGCACCGUGAAAGGAUGUCUCAGGUCAUGAGAGAGUGGGAAGAGGCAGAACGCCAAGCAAAGAACUUGCCAAAGGCUGACAAGAAAGCUGUUAUCCAGCAUUUCCAGGAGAAAGUGGAAUCACUGGAACAAGAAGCAGCAAAUGAAAGACAACAGCUGGUGGAGACUCAUAUGGCACGGGUGGAAGCCAUGCUGAAUGACCGUCGCCGCAUUGCCCUGGAGAACUAUAUCACAGCCCUGCAGACUGUCCCACCCAGACCACGUCACGUAUUCAACAUGCUGAAGAAGUACGUGCGUGCUGAGCAGAAAGACAGACAGCAUACUCUGAAACACUUCGAACACGUUCGCAUGGUAGACCCAAAGAAAGCUGCCCAAAUCAGAUCUCAGGUUAUGACACAUCUACGUGUGAUAUAUGAACGCAUGAACCAGUCUCUUUCCUUCCUCUAUAACGUGCCUGCUGUGGCAGAAGAGAUCCAGGAUGAAGUUGAUGAAUUGCUUCAGAAAGAGCAAAACUAUUCUGAUGACGUUUUGGCCAAUAUGAUUAACGAACCCAGGAUCAGCUAUGGAAAUGACGCUCUUAUGCCUUCAUUGACGGAAACUAAGACCACAGUUGAACUUCUUCCAGUGGAUGGAGAGUUCAGCCUAGAUGACCUUCAGCCAUGGCAUCCCUUUAAUGUUGAUUCUGUUCCAGCCAAUACUGAAAAUGAAGGCUCCGGGCUGACCAACGUUAAGACAGAAGAGAUAUCCGAAGUGAAGAUGGAUGCGGAGUUCCGGCAUGACUCAGGAUAUGAAGUUCAUCAUCAAAAGCUGGUGUUCUUUGCUGAAGAUGUGGGUUCAAAUAAAGGUGCCAUCAUUGGACUAAUGGUGGGAGGUGUUGUCAUAGCAACAGUGAUUGUCAUUACUUUGGUGAUGCUGAAGAAGAAGCAGUACACAUCUAUUCAUCAUGGAGUUGUGGAGGUGGAUGCUGCAGUGACACCAGAGGAGCGCCACCUUUCCAAGAUGCAGCAAAAUGGCUACGAAAAUCCCACCUACAAGUUCUUUGAACAAAUGCAGAACUAGGACACCACAGCAGCCUCAUGAGUUGGACAGCAGAAUGAUUGCUUCACUGCCCGUCGGUGUUCAGUUAUAGAAUAAUGUGGAAAGAAAGAAAAACACUCUGUUUUAUUAUUUACUCAUUCUCGCCUUUUGACAGCUGUGCUGUAACACAAGUAGAUGCCUGAACUUGAAUUAAUAAAAUCAGUAAUGUAUUUUCUCUCUCUUUCUCUUUACAUUUCAGUCUUUACACUACAUUAUUAAUGAAUGUUUUUUGUGUACUGUAAAGAAGUUAGCUGUAUUUAACUAGUGCAUGGGUAGAUUCUCUUUCCCGAUUAUUUAUCAUGUAGCUCCUUAGCCAGUUGUAUAUUAUUCUUGUGAUUUGUGACAAAAAUUAAGUCCUGAUUGAAAUAUGCUUUAAGAAUUGAUGGGGGAUGCUUUCUGUGUCUGUGGGGUUUAGCUGCUUCUCUUUGCUGAGCAUUUUUUUCUGAUCACUAUGCAUUUUAAAGUAAAAUGACAUUUUUUUAAAAAUUAUUCCAGAUGAGUUAUUGAAAUUCUUUUCCUCUGCAGCUGCAUUUUAUUGUACAGAUUGUUGCUCCUGCUGUAUUAGUGGCGUAGAAAUCAUGGGAAUACACAUUUGUUUCUUUGUGCCUGUUUUAUGUGCACACUUUAGGCAUUGAAAGGUAAACUUUAUUUUCUUUUCCAUGUAUCUUUUGAAUCUUAAAUAUUAAAAAGAAUCCCUGUUAAUUGUGAGCACUUCUGGCAGGGGAAAAGUGCCUGCUGGUCGAAAAUUAACAGGGAUCCUUUGCAGGAUGAUUGUACAGAGCCAUUGCUUAGGAAUUGAUAGCUUUCUACACUGUGUUACAUAAAUAAAUCAAGAAAAAAACAUUUGGACAAGAGUUUUCUUUGGAGGCAGAAAACAGUGAUUUCUGAAGGCCGCAUAAGGAGAAAACAUGGGUGUUCACACUGAGAGAGGGCUGGAAAGGGAUUUUCCUACAAGGAUCGCAACACUCGCGGUCGGACUAGAGUAGAAGGAAAGCAGCAGCAAGAUGGGGAGGGGAGUGAGGGGCACUGACUUUGGCACACCUGCCCCUCUAAGACAUCGUCUCUUUUUUUCUUUUCCUCUCUUUCAGUUUGUAUAAUAGUGUUUUAAUGUAAAUAAAUACAUUCCUGGAGGA
Chaetura pelagica (chimney swift) is the source of this 3347-nucleotide messenger RNA. It is a transcript of the gene APP, whose product is annotated as amyloid beta (A4) precursor protein. Gene Ontology annotation, molecular function: signaling receptor binding; transition metal ion binding; serine-type endopeptidase inhibitor activity. Gene Ontology annotation, cellular component: cell surface; early endosome; plasma membrane. Bases 43 to 2196 code for a protein of 717 amino acids. Lineage: Eukaryota; Metazoa; Chordata; Aves; Apodiformes; Apodidae. The transcript has 18 exons. The record is from RefSeq and is a predicted model, not a curated record. Gene Ontology annotation, biological process: central nervous system development; axonogenesis.